AUGUCCCUUUCUCUGGGUGCCGCUAUUUACAUUGCAUUAAAACCUAUAUUUAAAAUUUACACCAUUAUGCUUGUUGGCUAUUUGGUAGCUAAGUUCGAUAUUGUUUCCAUGGAAAAUGCGAAAGGUAUAUCAAAUAUGGUUGUUAACGCUAUUUUGCCUUGUUUGACCUUCAACAAAAUUGUGUCCAAUAUUUCAUGGAGGGAUAUAAAGGAGAUUGGAGUGAUAAUACUUUCAGCUUUUAUCUUGUUUGUUUUAGGUGCCACGGGCGCCUUAUUUACUACAUUUGCUACGACUGUGCCCAAAAAAUUCUUCUGGGGGCUCAUAUUUGCGGGUUUCUUUCCAAAUAUAUCAGAUUUACCUAUUGCCUAUAUUCAGAGCAUGGGUAACGGCUCCAUUUUUACUGCUGAAGAAGCUGAUAAAGGUGUUGCUUAUUCCUGCAUUUUUUUAUUUAUUCAAAGUUUCCUAAUGAUGAAUUUUGGAAUGUGGAGAGUGGUCGGACUUGAUUUUAGAGAUACAAAAGAACCAGAUAGUGAGAAUAUUACUCCGUCAGUAAGUCCCGCUAUCGACGAUCGCAAACUUACUGAAAUAACAAAGUUACCUAAUAUCACACGUCCUACAAAUGCCUAUCAAUCGGAAGAUGCGAGAAGUAAUAGCGAUUUGUCUUGUAACUCUAUUACUACAAAUGAAAUGACACCGCAGGCAUUCUACGAAGGUUUUACUGGCUACAUCAAACCCUAUAAAGAAUCAAAUGGUGCAUCCCAUAAAUUUGAAAGUGACCUUCCGCAUGCUGAAAUAUAUAGGGUUUCCUCGACUUAUUCAAGCCCAGGCGCAUUGGAGUUCUCGCGAAUAGAUGGCAGUUCCCUCUCAUAUAGUCGUAUAUCAAAAAAUAGCGAUGGCAGAAGUUAUAGAAGAAAAAGGAAAGCGGAUAUGAAUGAGUUGAUUUCCAAAUACAGUGCCGCCGAAAAAAUAAGGCAAGGUGAAUUAGAUUUAUCAAGACCACUAUCCUUGACUGAAGAAGUUGGAAGCAGGAACGCAAGUAUUGGUAAUGUGCACACUGGUUAUACCGAUGAAAGUUCCAUCGAAGAAGAAAAUUGCACUAAUAUGGCCACCGACGGGAGGGGUAGCCUCUCCUUCUUUAUAGAGAGACACAAUCUCAAAUGGUUGCAGUACUUUAUUAUAAAUUGCCUCAGGCCAGCAUCUCUGGGGGCAAUACUAGGAAUAAUAUGUGCAUUAAUUCCCUGGGUUAAAGCAUGCUUCGUAACGACAUAUGUUCACGUUCAUAAGGCGCCUGAUGGAGAACCUGUUCUGAAUUUUUUAAUGGAUUUUACAGAGUAUAUUGGAAAUGCAUGUGUUCCAUUGGGGCUUCUAUUACUUGGCGGAACGUUGGCAAGAUUAGAAAUUAAGUCAUUGCCACCUGGAUUUAUUAAAUCCGCCUUAUUGAUGACAUGCUUUCGAUUAAUUGUCAUUCCUAUUAUUGGCGUCCUAUGGGUAAAUAAACUAUAUUCGAUCGAUUGGCUGGAUACGGGCAUAGGAAAAUUUGACAUGAUAUUAACGUGGUCCAUGCCGAGUGCUACUGCUCAAGUAUAUUUCACAGCAUUUUAUACGCCAGCAUGUGGUGAUCACAUUCAAAUGAACUGUUUGUCCGUCUUAUUUGUCAUGCAGUAUGCGAUUCUUUUCAUCACUGUGGCGUUUGUUGUUACAUAUACCUUAAAGGUCGAUUUAAAAGUUUGA
Molecule: messenger RNA, 1731 nt
Organism: Saccharomyces cerevisiae S288C
Lineage: Eukaryota; Fungi; Ascomycota; Saccharomycetes; Saccharomycetales; Saccharomycetaceae
Gene: YLR152C
Exons: 1
Coding region: 1-1731 (576 amino acids)
Biological process (GO): transmembrane transport
Cellular component (GO): membrane
Source: RefSeq, marked reviewed